AUGGAUACUAUAAAGUUUGAUAAAUCCGUGUGCAAUAUCAGUUUUAAUAAAGAUAAAAGUUUAUUAGGAUUAUGUACAUCAAGUUUAACAAAUACAAAUUGGAAUGGUAGUGUUGAAAUUUUUGAAUCCAAAUCAUUGGAAGAAGAAAAAGAACCCUCAUCAAAACAAUCAAUAGACUUUUACUCUGGAGUCACUUGCAUAGAAUGGAUAAAACCAAAUAAGUGUGUUGUAUCUGCUGAUGACUCUAAUAUCUAUUUAGUAGACUCAACAAAAGACAAUAAAAAUACAGAAAAAGAAGAAAAUAUUUAUAGUGAAAAUGAUGAUGAUAUUUUAUUUAAAAAUGGACAUCAUAACAACAUUAUAUCACAUUUGAACCAUAAUGAAAAUACACAACAAUUGUUGUCAUCAGGUUGGGACAAAAUAAUUAAGCAAUAUGAUUUAAAUACACACUCAACAGUUACCCAAUUUAAUAUACAUUAUAAAAAAGUCAAUAUGUCAUUAUGGUCAAAAACAUCAAAUGAUUUAUUUUUAUCAGUUUCAGAUAAUGGUAUUGUUGUUUGGGACUCUAGAAUCAAUAUAAACAGUAACGAACAAGAUAUUAAAAGUGCUUUUAUUAAAGAAUCAAACAUUGCAGUAUUGUCAUGUUGUUGGGAUAUUGAAAAUGAAAAUAUUUUUUAUGUAGGUUUGAAGAAUGGUGAUAUUAAACAAUACGAUAUUAGAAACUCUGCUAUAGAAAGAAAAUGUAAACAACAUGAAUUAGCAAUCAACCAACUAUCAUUCAACCCAGCCAACAAUAAACAACUAUUAAGUAUUUCAGAUGAUACAUACAUCAAAUCACUAGAUAUUAAAUCAUUUGUAGAUGGUGAAACAACAACUGCAACAAUAGAAAACAAUAUAAUUUAUAAAUCAGAUGAUUUUAUUAAAACAUUCGAUUUUGAUAAAUCAAACAAUAUAUACAUAGGUUCUAUUAAUAAAACUUUAAAAAAAAUUAAAUUUUAA
Molecule: messenger RNA, 999 nt
Organism: Dictyostelium purpureum
Lineage: Eukaryota; Evosea; Eumycetozoa; Dictyosteliales; Dictyosteliaceae
Exons: 2
Coding region: 1-999 (332 amino acids)
Cellular component (GO): methylosome
Molecular function (GO): protein binding
Source: RefSeq, a predicted model, not a curated record